Carcharodon carcharias (great white shark) is the source of this 736-nucleotide messenger RNA. RefSeq lists its product as uncharacterized. The record is from RefSeq and is a predicted model, not a curated record. Gene Ontology annotation, molecular function: aralkylamine N-acetyltransferase activity. Bases 10 to 510 code for a protein of 166 amino acids. The transcript is spliced from 2 exons. Gene Ontology annotation, cellular component: cytoplasm. NCBI's taxonomy places the organism in Eukaryota, Metazoa, Chordata, Chondrichthyes, Lamniformes, Lamnidae.
GGCAGCAACAUGCAACGAGGAACAGGAGAGAUCCGGACCCUGCGCGAGGGAGAUGUGCCUGCAGCCUGGUCUCUGGAGACAGCUGGGUACCCCCCGGAGGAAGCAGCCAGCCUGGGAAAGCUGCAGGGUAGGCAGAGGGAAGCUGGCGAGCUGUUCCUGGGGUAUUUCAUCAAUGACAAGCUGAUAGGAUUUGUUUGUGGGUCCCGCUCACUUGCUGACCAUCUUACGGAGAGGUCCAUGGAAGUCCAUGAAUCCGCAGGAACGACCAUCUGUGUUCACUCUGUUUGCGUGGAUGGGGCUUGGCGACGCCAAGGGAUCGCCCUGGGCCUGCUGCGGCACUACGUGGCAUCUGUGGUGUGGACCCGUCCCGCUCCAAGGAGGAUCUGCCUCAUCAGCCACCGGCACCUCUUGCCCCUGUACACCAAGGCUGGUUUCACGGUGAUUGGUCCCUCCUCUGUGAGCCAUGGGCUCGAGGCCUGGUAUGAGUGCGCCAUCGACCUUAGCACAUGACGUCAUCUGUGACCGAGGAACCCCAGAAUAAUGUCGGACUAGUGAUUGAGAGCUGCCAAUCACCCUGAGUCCCAAGCAAGAUCACAACAUGGUAGCUACUCUCAUUUUAAACUUUCCAAAGAAUUGGUUUACUUAUUCCUUCACCAACCUGCUGCAAUCUAUAUCAUUGCAGGUUCCCCUCCAAGCCACUCACCAUUCUGACUUGGAAAUAUAUCGCUGUUCCUUC